Molecule: messenger RNA, 4366 nt
Organism: Limulus polyphemus (Atlantic horseshoe crab)
Lineage: Eukaryota; Metazoa; Arthropoda; Merostomata; Xiphosura; Limulidae
Product: transcription factor 25-like
Exons: 9
Coding region: 1-1164 (387 amino acids)
Cellular component (GO): RQC complex
Source: RefSeq, a predicted model, not a curated record
AUGUUUUUAAUAUAUAAACGUUCAUGCUUUUCAGAACGAGCACUUUAUUGUAUGGAGUGCUGCUUUCAUCCACUCUUCAACGUUGCCCUUGGCAACUGCCGGCUGGAUUAUAAACGAGCUGAGAAUAGGUCAUUUUUUAUUGCAGUUUUUAAGCACAUGAACUUUGUUGGUCAGCGUGGUUGUUCUCGUACUGCUCUAGAAUUUUGUAAAGUACUUCUUGGCUUAGACCCAGAUGGUGAUCCUCUUGGUGUGAUCUUGAUUAUUGACUUCUAUGCCAUACGUUCAGAACAGUAUAUUUUCCUUGUUAAAAUGUAUCAUGAAUGGAAUAGUGUACGAAAUCUUUCUCAACUCCCAAACUUUUCUUUCUCUGUAUCGUUAGCUAUGUUUUUACAGGCUGUACAGGAAGGUGGUUCAACCAAAGAGGCAGAUGAAUUGCUUCAAAAAGCUUUGAUCAUGUUUCCUUCUGUGUUGAUUAUCCUAUUGGACAAGUGUAGUGUCCAGCCUGAUGAAAAAGUAGCUAAACAUCCUUUCUUUAGUUCACAAGCUGACCAAAGUCAGUCACCAGGAUUGCGACAGUUGGUUUCUCUCUAUGUGGGCCGUUGUCAUGGGCUGUGGAAGUCUCCAGAAGUAAUGGAGUGGCUGGAAAGGAAUGUAAAUGAAGUGAUACAUCGAGUUGACAGUAAAGACCCAUUUGUUAAGGAUUGCAAAGAGAAGAGAUCUGUUCGCUACCAGGGAACCCCACGGAAUGUCCUAAGACACAUCAUUCUGUCAGGGAUCAAAGAAGCUACUGUCACUUUACCACAGGAACUAACCCAGACACCAAUCUUUGGGUUUGAUCCCUUGCCUCCAAAAGAUGCAAUCACCAAUUACUCAAGACCACCCAGAUCUCAGCCUACUGAUGAUCAUGGGGUUUUGAGUAUGUUCUUCCGCUCCCUCUUACCAAACUAUAACUUGUUGCCAGAAGGUGGUGCUCAUGAUGAAAGGAACAUUGCUGGUAAUCAAGAGGAAGCUGCUGAAGGAGAGCGUCGAGGAACUGAUACGAAUGACUUAAGACGUAGCGUGACAUCACUUCUUGAUGCCAUGAGAGAUCUACUUAGUAACAUCCAUCUAGCUGAUGUUCCAAAUGAAGGAGAUGUAGAGAGUGAUGAUGAACCAGAUGAAUGAUAAUAGAAUGAUGUAGUUAACCAAUCGUGGUUCAUGUUGUACAUGCAUUAUGUGGCCUGUAUGUGAGUUAACCAAAGGUGGGAAACUUAGAUGUGAAAUGUUUUACUGUAUGCCCUUCUAGCUUGUUUUAUGUUUGUGUCUUAGUUACAGAGACCAGUGUUUGUGCUAAACAAAAUCCAUAAAUACAAAAUGAAGGUCAUAAUUAAGAUAAGUGCAUGUGAGAAUAAUCUAAUUGAGCUUGAUAAAAUUAUUGAUUUUCAAGAUGCUUAGUGGUCCAAUUUAUUGUGAAUUGUUUUUUUUCUCGCAUAACUGAAGAAUGAAACCAUUUUUGUUUGUCCAGUGAGAAAUAUCAAAGUAAAUAUUUUAUUCUGUAAGUGUCUUCAGUAUAUUAAGAAGCUUUACUCUGGUAUUACUGCUUUUUUGAGGUAGAAAAAACAGCUUGUGAUCUUUUAAGAUGUACUUGGCGUGAAGCACAGUCGUCGAUCAUUUAGGUUUUUACCAAAAAAACUACUGCUAAUAGGUUAGUAUGUACUACUGUUUGGUUAGCUUGUACAAAUGAAAGCAGUCGUUGAUAAUUUAGUUUACACUAUUAAAAGCAACAAUGGUUGGUGGUUUGUUUUUAUAUUGAUGAAAACUACUUGUUGAUGGCUAGUUUGUACUGAUGAAUUCAAGAACUGUUGGGUGAUAUAUUUUUUCUUGAUGAAAGCAGUUGUUGAUGGUUUAUUUUGUAGUAAUGAAAGCACCACCUGUUGAUCAUUAACUUUGUACCAAUGAAGGAAGUUGUUGAAGGUUGGUUUUGUAGUAACAUAGUAGUCAUAGUCAGUAAUACAUAGGGAUUAUUUAAAGUUGAUGUCAAACAGCUCUAAAUGUUAUGGAAAUUCCAGUGGAUGUUAUUUCAAGUUAAUCUUCUGCUAAGUAAAACUUCUUCCCUUGUCAACUCCAAAAUUAUUUUUCUUCAUCAUAUAAAUCACUUUUGUUCAAGCAGAAUUAUAACACUAUAACUUGUUAGAUUCUGAAAUUGUUAGUUUAUGAGCACUUUUUGGUUUUUGAGUAUUAUUUGAAUUAUACAGGAAACAGAUGAAUUAAUUACACAGUUUACUAAAUAUAUCUACAAGACACACGUCCUAACUGAAGAAAACAUCAUUGUAAUCAUAUUUUGGUGGUUGUAUGUCAGUUAAUGUGAAUUGUAGGAAUUAAUUUGAAAAGCUGCUAUUUGUGGCAAGGAGGUCAUAUUAAUAAUAGUGUGAUAUACAAAAUAUUUAGUGCAGAAUGAUCCCCAUCUCUUCUUGCUGCUCCUUACUAAUAUAUCUGUGUUCAGUGGAGUAAAUUUUAAGUUAUUUUUAUUUUGAGCAUUGUUUUGAAGGAAAUGUUUUUCAAGUAAUUUUUUUUUGCUUAAAAUAUUAAUGCAGUAUGUGAUGUGUUUACAAUAAGUAACCACUAUUUUACCUACUGGCUUUAGUUAUUAACCACAUUCUGCAAGGAAGUCUAAUUGUUGUAGAUAACACCAAUUAUUCUACUGCAUGACAGUGUUCAGACUACUGCUAAUAUCCUACUAAUAGUCUGUCUCAAAGCACCUUUGAUGAUAAUGCUCGCGUUCAUAGCUCACUUAAUUCACAGAAGUAACAUUACUAAUACAAACUAACAAGUCUCACUAACACUGGAUGAUCUUCAUUCUAUGAUGUUAAUUGUAGGUCAAAGGCAACAAUUUGGUCAUAUAGAAAACUUGAACUAUAGUUAUCAAGUUUUAUAUACUUGUACACAUAAGAUAUAAUUUUAAAAAAUCUCUGAACUUGAGCCAGAAGGAAAACAGAUGAAAAGACAGGACUGACUAUACUCAAUUCAUUGCAUUCAUUUAACUCAGGUGAAGGUUUAUUAUCUAUCAUAUUCAUUAAUGUUGGCAAAGGCGGGAAUGGGUCUUAACUAUCUCGGCAACAUUUAAUAGGGAAAAAUAUACGUUGACGAAAAUGCUAGAAUAUCUUGAAAACUAAAGCUUGCAAGAUGUCAUUGUUAGUUAACUGAGACUCUUAGAAAAAAAAUGUGGCAAAACUUUUCUCACUUAUCCAAUAUAAAACAAUAUGUUAAAUUUAAACUAUUGAGAAACAUGGAACAGAGUUCUUUAUUGUAUGGUGUAGUUUUACAGCCCUUAAACCUAAUGGUUAAACCUUUUCAAGAAAAAAUUCUUAGAACUAAGCUUUGUAUUACUAGAGAAAAACAAAGGCAUGACUUCAGAUGACUGAAGUAAGUUGCUCUAGUCGGUUUUGCUGUAAGACAUUAUUUCUUUCUCACCCAGAAUAUGUUACUGAGAUUGAAUGAUGUGUCUGUUUUCUUGGUGUUAAUAUUUAUGCUGUUAUAAAACUGUAUUCAUUAUUAAUUUUGAACUGUUAUGCUUUUCCGUGGCUGAAUAUUGUAAUGAAAAUAUCUGUUAUUAACACUAUUUUUGUUAAGUAUUGUAGUAACUGGAUUUGUCUAUAGCUGUUGCUUUUAGACAGUGUGAAAAUCAUUGUUUUUCUAAUUGGACACAGUCAAGUCAGACAUGUUUGACAUGCAUGUAUACAUUGUGAUUAAAAGGGCUGAUGUGGAAGACUAUAUUGCAUACUUGAAAUAUUUAUUGAUGUAUCUGUGAUGGAUGCUAAUCAGAAAUAGAAGAUAUGAUCUUGCAUAUCUUGGGUAAUUGGCCUACUAAUAAUAAUGGACACUGACCAUUUACUGGAUGUUUGUAAUAUACUUAGGACCACCACCACCGGUAUUGAUGAAGCAGUAAAUGGUAUACUAGAUUGAGAAAUUAAAGCAAAACUGAAAAUGGAAUUUCUAAAUGAUAAAAUGAAGGUAGUAAAAGGAUGGAUAUUGAAUGUGUUUAAAAUUUUGUUUUAAGUGCAUGAUUUCUUAAUAGUGUGGUGUAUUUAUGAACCAGUGAAACUUUUGUCUUAAAACAUCAGUUCUUUUUGUAUAUGUAUAUAUAUAUCUUGUGUAUUUUGUGUGGGCAAAAUGCUUUGAUGUGUUUUAUACAUGGUAGAACGUAUGAGUCUAUUGUUGAAGGUUUAACUCUUAUAUUGCCAUGAAAUUAAACCCUUCAAAUUAUUUCUGAUUUACAGUCUAGUUGGCAAGUUUAAUAUAUAUAAUACAAUUAAACAUUUUCAAUGGUACAGAGAACAUUUAUGAUGAUAAUAAAAUGACCAGAAAUUGGCAAAUGUUUUACCAGCAA